Molecule: messenger RNA, 1686 nt
Organism: Arvicanthis niloticus (Nile rat)
Lineage: Eukaryota; Metazoa; Chordata; Mammalia; Rodentia; Muridae
Source: RefSeq, a predicted model, not a curated record
UGGAAAAGUUUUUAAAAGUUCUUAAAAAAACGAAAUGAUGGCAGCCUAUGAAACGCAGUCCCAGGCUGACUGGAACAGCUAUUGAGAGCAAGCAUUAGAGCAGUUUGAGCCAAGGUUGUAAAGAAGAGAGCCCUGUCCUUUCUGUUGCAAGGAAGUGUUAUAAUUGCGACCCUGGUCUUUCUGAGCUUAAAGUGAUGAAGCCUGAGGACACUGGGGGAGACGGCUUCUACAGUCCUGUGUGUUUGGAACCUUCCUGUGAGGACUGUGUUAGAAACCAUGAAAGGUUAUCUUCUGUUGAAUCCCCAGUUGUAGGGCAUGAUAACAAGGAAAAUCAACGUGUACAAAACAUACUAGAUAGUACAGACGAAACAGAAGAGCUAGAGGCCAGUAGACUGUAUGAGGACAGUGGCUACUCAUCCUUCAUACAGAGUGACCAUGAGGAUGGCAUCCUUCUCCUGGAGAACUUCCGAAACAAUUCUCAGGCCCGUCUGCUGCCAUCUCAGAGCCCAGACCAGCAUCCCAACAAAAACUUGUUGCCUGUCCUGCAUUUUGAAAGAGUGGUUUGCUCAACAUUAAAAAAGAAUGGCAAGAGAAACUCUAAAGUGGACCGAGAAAUGCUGAAGGAAGUUAUUGCCAGUGGAAACAUUAGGCUGCAAAAUAUAAUUGGCAAGAAAAUGGGCCUGGAGCACCUAGAUAUCCUGGCGGAGCUCUCCCGGAGGGGAUUUAUGCACCUGUUAGCUAAUAUCUUGACGAGGCUCAGUGGCAUGGACUUAAUAAAUUUGUCUAAAGUGAGCAGAAUUUGGAAGAAGAUACUAGAAAAUGAUAAAGGAGCAUUCCAGCUGUACAGCAAAGCCAUGCAAAGAAUCAUUGACAGCAGUAAGUUGUCACUGCAUGCUUCAACCAGAGGAUAUGUCAUGAGCAGAACUGCACUAACUUCUAUUCAGAAGUCAUCAACCUGGGCACCUCCAAAAAAAGAUGUUCAAGUCAAGUCCUCCAGUCAGCGUGGUCAGAAAGGUUCUACUUAUAGCCGGCACAACGAAUUCUUGGAGGUGGCAAAGACAUUGAAAAACAAUGAAAGCCUCAAAGCUUGUGUUCGUUGUAAUUUCCCUGCAAAAUAUGACCAGUAUUUAGAGCGAGCAGUCUGCAAACGGGAAAGCUGUAAAUUUGAAUAUUGUACAAAGUGUCUGUGUGCUUACCAUAACAGCAAAGACUGUUUGAAUGGCAAGAUCCUGAAAGCCAGCUGUAAAGUGGAUCCUUUGCCUGGAACUAAAAGGAGUAAAAAGAACUUACAAAGAUUAUGACCUUUUAGGUCAGCUGUAGAUCUUAAGGGCUACUUUUUAUCUAUUUGUAGUUAGAUGCUAAGAUAAAAUUGAUUGCUUUUUUCUUUUUUUUCUUUCUCUUUUUCUUUCUCUUUCUUUUUCAUUUUUUCCCCCUGGGGGCAAGGGUAAAGGGAAGCCUGGGUGGUGUUUUGUCUUGAAAAUAGAUGUGCUUCAGUGUUAGCAUCUGAGAUGCUUUACCAAAUUUGUAUCAUACUCCUAUAAACUUGAGUCUAUGUUUGUCGAUAUGAGCUUCUUACAGUGUUAAGUGUCCAUUGUAGAGUCCUAUUUAUUUCUGAAAUCUGUUUCAAUGUUUUUAUAUCUGCAAAUACCUGUUUUUAUGUGCCAAAGAAAAUAAAUAAUAUGCAUA